CACCUGCAAAGUGCGUACUGACUUAAACUUUUACAAUGUCGUUUCCACCUGGGGCGCCCCCCUUUUUAGCGCCUACUCAUCCUUACAUGGUGGGUGUACGUACACCUGCCGUCAUUCCUCCCCCUCAAACAAUGGCUGUCAAUGCUGUACCUUAUAAUGUGGUCGUCAAUCCUGGUUUUGGGGUUAUGGGCCUUCCAACGUCCAUGCCGGUCGUUAUGCAACCCUAUCCCCCUUUUCCAGGUAGUGCGUUGACUGAUCUUAGUACGUCUACUACAACCGAAGAAGAAGCCGUUUUAGCCAAGUAUAGGAUGCCUCUACCGAUUUUUGUCGGUAACAUUUCUGAGUUAGUUGCAGAUAAUCUUGUGCUUCAAGUUCUGCAGAAAUGCGGUGAAAUUAACACGUGGAAGAGAGUCCGAGGAGACUCUGGCAAGUUGCAAGCGUUCGGCUUUUGCGAAUUUUCCAAUCCAGAGGGCGCUCUAAGGGCUAUGAAGAUCUUGGGGCAAGUUGAACUCGCCGACAAAGUUCUAAAAGUCUCCGCAAAUAACACCAACAAAACAACUUUAGAGGAAUACGAAAAGGCUAAAAGAGAAGCAAGAAUGAAGGCUCUUGAGUUGGAGGGGAAAACUGAAGAAGACUUACAAAAAAUGGAAGAGUUGGAAUUGAAGACGUUAAAGGAGUCCAUUCGAAAUUUGGUCAACGAGUAUAUUAACGCAGCUAAAGAGAGUGGCGCCUUAACUCUUCGCCAAAACUUACUCGCUAGUGAGUUUGACGGCGGCUUGGCAAGGAGUGAGAAAGAUCAAAAGUCUAAAAGCGACGAGGUCGAUUCUAUGCUGAGUUCGCUGAGAGCGAAAAGCAUGAAAGAAAAAGACGAUGAGGAGGGAAAAGCGACUGACUCGCGUAAGGAGGAAGAACCUGCAGACUUCGAUCCCGAGGCAGACGCGCAGGAAAGAAAACGUAAAGACUUGGAAUACACUUUUCGUGAAAAAGUGAAAAAGUUAGAAAAGCGGGAGAAGGAGAGGAUUAAAGAGCACGAAAGAAUACUGGAAAGAGAUAAAGAGAGGGAGGAACAGCUAGCCAGACGCGCUGAGAAGGAGUGGGAUUUCAUGCGGUACUACGACGAUGAUGAAAAGGACCACAAAUAUUACAGCGUUGCGCAGAUGGAGCGAAAGAGGCGUGAAAGGGAGCGCGAGAUCGAUUUGGACGAGCGAGAUAUAAUAGCAGAGCAAAGAGAACUGGAAGAGCGACAACGCCGACAGAAAGAGGCAACUGUACUCGAACAAAAUGCCAUCGAGAAGGAAGACCGGCAGUCCCCGAUCCCCGCGCCGUCCGAAUUUCCAGCGGAUCCGGCAGCGGUGAAGGCCCCCGUGAUUACAAUGACUAGGCCGUUCCCCUCAGCUUUAAGCCAGACAACCCUUGAGCACCUUAAAAAGGCUUCUGGUCCUGUGGACUCGCUGUUUGCCCCGGAAAACGAAGACGAGCCGCCUGUUCUGGAAAUGCGCUCGGGUGGCCAGUUCGGGGCGGACGGCGUUGUUAUGUUCAACGAGAAAGAGCUGCUGAAAAACGGGCUUACUCCCGAGCAGGUUGCCUCCGAAAGAAAAAGAAUAAUGAAAAAAAUCAUCGAUAGGAUUCCCGUGAAGCAGGAAGAGUUGUUUGAAGUCACGCUGGAUAGGAUUGGCAUGGACUUGAUCACCAGGAAGGUUCUUCCGUGGGUCAACUCAAAGAUAGUAAGUUACAUUGGCGAAGAGUCUCCCGCGCUGGCAGAGUUCAUAUGCGAGAAGGUUGCCGCAAGCACGCCGCCACAGAGCAUCCUUGCGGACAUUGAGCAGGUUCUUGACGAGGAUGCUUCGCUAUUUAUGAUUAAGCUUUGGAGAUAUCUUGUUUUUGAAAAUGAAGCGAUCAAGUACGGCGUUAACUGAUAUUCUAAACUAAAAACAUCCUCUGCAACGAUCAAGCAGUAAUAUAGUUCCUGGGGACUGACUUUGGGCAGUCAUAGUUUUAAUAAAAUAUAAAUUUUCUUUGAUUU
Zophobas morio is the source of this 2023-nucleotide messenger RNA. Its product is annotated as RNA-binding protein 25-like. Lineage: Eukaryota; Metazoa; Arthropoda; Insecta; Coleoptera; Tenebrionidae. The record is from RefSeq and is a predicted model, not a curated record. The transcript has 14 exons. The coding region runs from base 36 to 1916 and encodes 626 amino acids. Gene Ontology annotation, cellular component: spliceosomal complex. Gene Ontology annotation, molecular function: mRNA binding. Gene Ontology annotation, biological process: regulation of alternative mRNA splicing, via spliceosome; mRNA processing.